Molecule: messenger RNA, 2309 nt
Organism: Diachasmimorpha longicaudata
Lineage: Eukaryota; Metazoa; Arthropoda; Insecta; Hymenoptera; Braconidae
Gene: AkhR
Product: adipokinetic hormone/corazonin-related peptide receptor variant I
Exons: 8
Coding region: 804-2138 (444 amino acids)
Biological process (GO): cellular response to hormone stimulus; G protein-coupled receptor signaling pathway
Cellular component (GO): plasma membrane
Molecular function (GO): vasopressin receptor activity; adipokinetic hormone receptor activity; peptide binding
Source: RefSeq, a predicted model, not a curated record
AAAUCAUCUGAAAUGAAUGAUGUUCGUUAAAAAUUAGCUAUGAUAAUUUCCAAGCGAUUGCAAAAAUCCUGGCCAUGUUGAUAACCCUUGAUUAUCAAUAAAAUAUCACUCAAAAUUCUCGUCUUCUUUCUCCCUCUUAUAGGUCAAGUCCAGUAAAUCAAGGACCGAAGCAGCGAGUGGAAAAUUUUAAGUUUGAAAUUCUCUGAGAGUGGAGGAUAUCCAAGAGUUUUGGCAGUUUUUCUCCUGAGAAAUGCUUAUCGAUUUUUUAUUUUAUCUUUCUAAUUUCGACACAACUAAUUUUUUCUUUCAGUAUGACUUCAUAACUGCCAAUCAUUUGCCCUCAGAUCAUCAAUCAGCUCUCUGAUUCUUGAAUAAACAAUCACUUUUGGCUGAUUCAUCACAAUGAUUAAUCUGAUCAAAGUAUCCUGAUUACUCCAUCUGAGUUCCAUCUAAAAUCAGUGAAAACAGCGCUAGAUCAUUAGUAUUUCUUCCCAUUCGUAUUUUUCGUUCAUUAUUUGUGUUAAACUACACCGAAGGAUCGAAAAAAAAUGAAUUUUAUUUAAUGAAGCGCAAGGAAGGGGAUGUUAUCAAACUGACGAUUCUGAUUUGAAGCCUUGGGAAUAGAUGUGUUCACUAUCAACACUAAUUCAGCGUAACAGCUUGAGGUGGUGCGCGGGCGCCUUCCGAUUUUUAUUUAGAUGGUUUAUCGGGGGAAAAUGUGAAGUGGCUGAGAGCCAGUGGUGGCGGACACCCCAACAAGAGAGGAUUUCAAUUUCUUUGCGAGUUGACAUUCCGUAUCAACAAUGGAGAAAUCCCAAGCAUCCCUUAGCAAUUUGUCAACUAUCCUGAACCAAACUGACAUGGAACUCCCCAUUGACAUGAGGUUUAAUGAGGGUCACAUGGUGAGCAUCAUCACCUACAGUAUCCUGAUGGUCAUCUCGAUAAUUGGAAACAGUACGGUUCUCUUCUUGAUCCUCCAGAGGAGGAGAUCAAAUCGCUCCAGGAUUAAUACGAUGCUGUUGCACCUGGCGGUGGCAGAUUUAAUGGUGGCCGUUUUAAUGAUGCCACUGGAGAUCGGCUGGGCAAUAACAGUCUCAUGGAGAGCUGGGGAUUCCAUGUGCCGGAUUAUGGCGUUUUUCCGAAUAUUCGGAAUUUAUUUGUCGUCAUUUAUCCUCAUUUGCAUCAGCGUUGACAGGUAUUACGCGGUUCUGAGGCCCCUUCUGCUAACGGAUGUUGACAGAAGGGGAAAAAUAAUGCUCGUCGGGGCCUGGAUGGGGGCGAUUCUUUGUUCAGCACCUCAGAUGAUAAUUUUUCACGUUGAGGUACAUCCUAACUACACCUGGUACGAGCAAUGUAUCACCCUGAACUCAUUUCCAACAGGCGGUCACGAGCUGACGUACUCUCUCUUCGGGAUGAUCAUGACGUACUGUGUCCCCCUGAUAGUCAUAAUUUUUACUUACUCAAGUAUUCUUCUUGAGAUAUACAAAAAGUCCCGUGAGUCUGUGCACGAACUUCAUCACGAUUAUCGAGUGAAAAAGUUGAACCAACAACGAACGAUUGUUUCACAUACAGACAAAAUACGGAGGUCGUCGUUGGGCUUUCUGGGAAGGGCUAAGAUAAGGACACUCAAGAUGACCAUCAUUAUUGUCCUCGUUUUUUUCGUUUGCUGGACACCUUACUAUAUCAUGUCUAUUUGGUAUUGGUACGACCCUAAAAGUGCCAAAAGUGUUGAUCAGCGUGUCCAAAGGGCCCUUUUCCUCUUCGCCUGCACCAACUCCUGCAUGAACCCUAUCGUCUACGGUGCCUUCAACAUCCGGACAAACGCAAAAAAUUCAACGUCCCGUCAUGGUGGAACAAUCGGCAAGAGGAUAUCGAUAGAGAACGUCGUCUGUCGUGUGACGUGGAAACGUCCUGGCACUGGCUCCCGUGAGCCCAGUCUACCUAAUCAGGACACACCCGACACUGAUGUGUCCCUCAAUAUUGCCAAUCAACUGUCACACACCAUAGGGAUAAAUCAUGACAGUAAGGGCGAUCAACCGAAUCCCCAACUAUUCAUUAAAUCUCAAUUGUUACGGUAUUACCCCCUAUCGUGGCACUGGAUCAUUUGGAAAUUGCGGAAUAAGUUCUACAUCACAUGAAGCCAUUCCCCACCUAUUAUUUAUUAAAUAAAUUGAUGAUCAUUCUAUAGAUUAUUGAUAUUAAGAGAUAGAAUAGCUUUUAGUUUCCAAAUUAUUUUGCUUUUUAAUUUUACUAAUUUAAUGAUUUUCUGUAGGUUUUUUGGAUCAAUAUUAAAGAUCGAAGAAAAUUCA